UUAAGGGGCCACUGUUAUUCAGGUCGCUUCUUAGAAAGCUUUGUGAAGAAAUGCAAAUUCUCAGAUUGUCAGAACAAAACCGUGAAAGUUUCACUAAGAAAGAAAGGCUUAGCCACAGCUUUUUUCCCUGUAAGACUGAUUAUCAAACUGAGUUCAUGAUGCAGCUUUAUCGAGCUCUGAUUCUGUGUGUGACUCUGUCUGCAGUAUGUGGAUUACGAUGCUACACAUGUACAGCUGCUGAUCCUAAAUCCUGCAUAGACAGCAAAUCUUGUGCCGUCAUCUUCAACCGUUGUUUCUCUCUCAGAGUAGACGGUUAUAACUUGGUUACAAAAGGCUGCCAAACCAGUGCAAUUUGUGGUGGUGCUAUGGCUUGCUGUGAAGGGGACCUGUGUAACAGCACAGCUCCAACUGGUCCCAGUGCUUUGCUGCUGUUGGUAUCUUCAGCCAUCCUCAAAUUUCUUUUCUGAGGCCGUGGAAUGAUGUUGUUUUUCUGUUUUUGUCCUGCUUUCUGCCUUUAUUUUGUACAACUGAAGAAUAAAUACAUUUUGUGUACCAUCAUUUGAAACAAAAUUGUCCUUGACAUUUUGAUCUUAGUCAAAUGAAUUCAGGGUCCUAUUCAAAUACUGUAUUGCUUCAGCGUUAAGUUUUCCUAAAGCAAAUAAAAAUGCAACCAGAAAAUACCUUUGUAUAUUUUUUGAUUGAUAUGUUUUAACUGCAGCUGUUUCAGAUUUCUCUCACUAAGACACAAAAAGGGCAAGGGAGUGAGUAAGAGAGUCAAUACGCCUACACGCGGGGAAGUGAGACAAAAAAGCAGAUGACACGACAGACUCACAUAGGCAAAACAGGGGUGAGACAAACACACAAGAGGAACCUCACAGAGAAUAAACUGCAAAAUUGAAAAGCCAAAAAUAACCUAAACUGAAACUUAAACCAUUAGAAUACAAAAGUCAGAAAAAUACAAUAAGCUCGUACAGAAUGUGCACCAGCUCUCAUUUGGUUGGUUUGCUGUUGUGUUGCUGCAGUUGUUGCAGAUGAAUUCAGUGCAGAAAUAUGAACCAAUGAAGCCAGAGUGAGAAGUGAAAAUGAAGACGGUAUAAUUAGAAAGCAAAAUUCUCCCCUCACCACACUCCCUGCCGGUGGCUGAUGCCCUCAGACGUUGGUGUGUU
Haplochromis burtoni (Burton's mouthbrooder) is the source of this 1166-nucleotide messenger RNA. Its product is annotated as lymphocyte antigen 6G. NCBI's taxonomy places the organism in Eukaryota, Metazoa, Chordata, Actinopteri, Cichliformes, Cichlidae. Bases 51 to 467 code for a protein of 138 amino acids. The record is from RefSeq and is a predicted model, not a curated record. The transcript has 3 exons.